Molecule: messenger RNA, 2299 nt
Organism: Trichoderma atroviride IMI 206040
Lineage: Eukaryota; Fungi; Ascomycota; Sordariomycetes; Hypocreales; Hypocreaceae
Biological process (GO): tRNA wobble adenosine to inosine editing
Molecular function (GO): RNA binding; tRNA-specific adenosine-37 deaminase activity
Source: RefSeq, a predicted model, not a curated record
AUGACGUCUCGCGCGAAUCUCAUCGCCCGCGCCGUCAUUAGCCAAUUCGAGAAGCUGCCGUCUAAGCGGAAGCCCUGUGUUCGAGACAAUGGCCUCCACGAAUGGGUGCCCCUGAGCGGCAUUGUCGCUGAGAGAGAUGGAAAUUUGACUUGUCUGGCAUUGGCAACGGGCAUGAAAUGCCUCCCCGCAUCGAAGCUUGUCGAGGCAAAGGGUGUGGCUAUUCACGACUGGCAUGCUGAAGUUUUGGCCAUUCGGACGCUCAAUCGUUAUCUACUGGAUGAGUGUCAGAGCAUCGUCGAUAGCAACCAUAAUGGCUCUGAAGCAUUUCUCCAAAGGAGCCAAGACAGAAAUGAAGAGUAUACAACGCCCUUCCGAGUAAGGGAUGAUGUAAAACUUCACAUGUAUUGCUCCGAAGCUCCUUGUGGAGAUGCCAGCAUGGAACUCAUCAUGGCCGCUCAAGAAGACGACUCUCCGUGGCAGCUCCCUUCCUCUACAUCAGCUGAUACACAACCCAUCCCCCCGGAAGCCGAAACGGCACUUCCAGGGCGAGCCUACUUCUCUCAGCUAGGCAUCGUGCGUCGCAAGCCUGCUCGCGGAGACGCUCCGCCGACGCUGUCGAAAUCGUGCUCCGACAAGAUUGCCUUGAAGCAAUGCACCUCGCUGCUCUCGUCAUUGACGUCGCUGCUGGUCAAUCCAGCCAACGCUUACAUCGACACGCUUGUCCUACCAGAGUCCCAGUACUCUGCCGUCGCGUGUGAGCGAGCCUUUUCCGGCACGGGUCGAAUGAAAUCCCUUGUGGGCAAGCAAUGGAGUGAGGGAUAUGCUUUCAGACCAUUCAAAGUUGAGGCUACGACGGUGGAAUUCGAGUUUUCAAAAAGGGUCGUUCAGGCUCGCUCGAGCAUCAUCUCGGCAAGCAAUCUCGCGGCUACGUGGUCGGCUUCUGGGUUUGAGGAGACGAUUUUGGGAGGUGUGCUUCAGGGGAGGAAGCAAUUCGAUGUGAGGGGCGCUAGCAAAACGUCCAGAAGGCAGAUGUGGAUUACGGCAAAACAACUGUCUGAUAAGCUGUCUGCUACUGAUGCCGGGGAGCAUUCGGGACUUCAAGAGCACUUCUCGUCAGCGGGCAGUUACCAGGACGUCAAAGAUGGGCCACUAUUAGCGGAGCGGAGGCAUGUCAAAUCUCAAGUGCGGCAGCUUUCCCUCAAAGGGUGGGUUCAAAACCAAGGAGACUCGGGCUUUGGGAUAUAGAUGAGCUUUUUGGAGGGACUCGGGACUUGAGGUGCAGGGGGACUACUGGCUUUGCUUUCCUGAGGAUAUGCGGCUCUUGGGCAACGAAUUCUGCCGGCGGGAGUGCCAACGAGAGCCAUGACGGGGGCACAUGAGAUUGAGACUUUUUGAUAGCUUCCGGUUUUCUCUCUUGUGGAUGCAGUUCAUGUAUUUUUGUACAAACCCGCCCCUUUAUCUCUUGGUCGCAUCCGUCACCACGCUCUUUGACGUCCGCCGCAUGUCUUUUGCCCGCGCCGGGCAAGUCUUUCAUCAAAUGAGCACCAAGCCGACGGGUAUAAAGCGUUCAAGUAAUCGUUACAAAAAAAAAACCAGAAAAUCAUUGGCAAACUUGCAGAAAUAUCUGCGGAAAGGGGCGGUUUUAAGAGAGUGUACAUUAUUAUUCCUCUCUCUCAUCCCAAAGCGCAGUCUCUCAGCUCGUUUAAAACCAAGUUCUUGUCGUCUCGCAAGCUCAGAAGCGUGUCGACAAAAACAAAGAAAGACCAGGCGUGCCCACCAGCCAAAAAAAAAAAAAAAGAAUCCUUUCAGCUCUUUUUUGUAUCCAUUUACAAAAUACAUGCCCUUGUUUUUUUCUCUUUUUUCUCUUCUCUUUCUUUUUCAAGAUUCAGUCAAGAACCUUACUCGACCUUGCUCUCAAAGUUCUCGCCCUCAACCAGGUCGGGGAUAUCGUCGUCAUCCUCGCCCUUCUCACCAGCCUUCUGCAUGUUCUGGUAGCUCUCGGCCAGCUUGCGGAGGGAGGCCAGGGAGUCGGGGCCAAGCUGGUUCAGGAUGCCGGGAACAAGCUCGGUGAGCUCCUUAUCCUCACCGUUGCCGUAGAUGGCGAAGGUGUUGCUCUGAACGGCGGCGUGGACUGUGAGAGGCAUGUUAUGUUAGUGUGUGGUCUCAGGACGCCUUGUGUCGGAUUAUUGUCGCAUAACGGAGAAGAAAAAGCCUACCCUUGGGAGCGGCAAAGUGGAUGACGUUGCCGUCGGACUUGAACAUGUUGACCUCCUCGAUGGCCUGGAUGGGCUGAGUGUUG